Rosa rugosa (rugosa rose) is the source of this 765-nucleotide messenger RNA. RefSeq lists its product as uncharacterized. The transcript has 5 exons. The coding region runs from base 1 to 750 and encodes 249 amino acids. The record is from RefSeq and is a predicted model, not a curated record. NCBI's taxonomy places the organism in Eukaryota, Viridiplantae, Streptophyta, Magnoliopsida, Rosales, Rosaceae.
AUGACGAAGAACCCCAUCGCAACUGAUUCUCUCCCGAAAGCAGUUCAUGGUUGUAUACUAGAAUUACUGAACAAGAAACUUGAAAACCAGAAAUGGGUAUCACGUAGAGGCAAUGUGUUGAGCUCCUUCACAACUAAAGCUGCUUCUUUGGAAGACAUUAAAAAAGAUGUCCUUAUCAGAUAUAUUGAUUUUUCAUCUCAGGUUUCAUUUCUCCUUUUGGAACAAGUACGGUUUAAGGCAGCUGAUGCCGGAGACUGGAAGCUGUGGAAGUAUGUGGACGAAGCUCAGUUUGGGCCUGGGCCGCCCAUCAAUUCGGUGUUUGUUAGGGAAAAAUUAGUGAAUGCAGAUCAAAAUUUACAAGAGACGUGUAAGUGGAUGUCGGUCGAAAGCUGUCUAAGCUGGCUUCAGGAAGUGAAACCAAGAUGUGAGCGUGUGGGGCCUUUGAUAGUUGUUGGGCUUCCAAAUGAAUUUGCACAAACAAGAGAGUUGCAGAUCCCAUCGACCUUACCUUACCAGGAGUACCCUCCUGGUGUUGUGCUUGUACCUAUGGCAAGCAGGACAGGAAAACCUUUUCGUACAACAAACCUGGUUGUUUUUGCACCUAAAAAUGUUCCAAAUGAUUCUGAAAAGAAUGGUUUUAUCGCGUGUGGAGAUGCGUUGAUAGUGGAUCUUGGGUGUCAGUCUAAAUUCCAUGAAGAGGUAUGGCAUGUUAGUUUGCUCUGCUGCGCCUGGAAAAUGGUUUAUUUUUAGCCAUCUUUUACCAGG